GGGGAAACACUGGUGACACUUUAACCAGUACGCAGAACUGAUCCCCAGCCUAGGUGGACCUCACGCCUCUGACAGCCUGACAGUGUGGACCAGACUCCCAGAGACAGGCAGGCGUGCAGUGGCAUGGAGGGACAAGCGGGGUACCUGCGGCGGGCCAGCGUGGCCCAGCUGACCCAGGAGCUGGGCACCGCCUUCUUCCAGAGGCAGCAGCUGCCAGCUGCUAUGGCAGACACCUUCCUGGAGCACCUCUGCCUGCUGGACAUUGACUCCGAGCCCUUGGCCGCACGCAGUACCAGCAUCAUUGCCACCAUCGGGCCAGCAUCUCGCUCCGUGGAGCUCAUCAAGGAGAUGAUUAAAGCUGGGAUGAACAUUGCACGAUUCAACUUCUCUCACGGUUCCCAUGAGUACCACGCUGAGUCCAUCGCCAAUGUCCGAAAGGCAGCAGAGAGCUUUGCAACUUCUCCGCUCAGCUACCGACCCGUGGCCAUCGCUCUGGACACCAGGGGACCAGAGAUACGCACUGGGAUCCUGCAGGGGGGCCUGGAAUCAAAAGUGGAGCUGGUGAAGGGCUCCCAGGUGCUGGUGACCGUGGACCCAGCAUUCCAGAUUCAGGGGAACGCAAACACCGUGUGGGUGGACUACCCCAAUAUCAUCCGGGUCAUGCCACUGGGGAGCCACAUCUACAUUGACGACGGGCUCAUCUCCCUACGGGUCAAGAAAAUUGGCCCAAAGGGGCUGGAGACUGAAGUGGAGAGUGGUGGCCUUCUGGGCAGCCGGAAGGGCGUGAACUUGCCAGGCAUCCAGGUAGACCUGCCUGGGUUGUCCGAGCAAGAUGUCCAAGACCUGCGCUUUGGGGUGGAGCAUGGCGUGGACAUCGUCUUUGCCUCCUUUAUGCGGAAAGCUAGCGACGUGGUUGCCGUCCGGGCUGCUCUGGGGCCAAAAGGACAGGGCAUCAAGAUCAUUAGCAAAAUCGAGAACCACGAAGGAGUGAAGAAGUUUGAUGAAAUCCUGGAGGUGAGCGACGGCAUCAUGGUGGCACGGGGUGACCUGGGCAUCGAGAUCCCAGCUGAGAAGGUUUUCCUGGCUCAGAAGAUGAUAAUCGGACGUUGCAACUUGGCGGGCAAGCCUGUUGUCUGUGCUACACAGAUGCUGGAGAGCAUGAUCACGAAGUCCCGGCCAACUCGGGCAGAGACCAGUGAUGUGGCCAAUGCUGUGCUGGAUGGGGCUGACUGCAUCAUGCUGUCGGGGGAAACUGCCAAGGGCAACUUUCCUGUGGAGGCCGUAAAGAUGCAGCAUGCGAUUGCCCGGGAGGCAGAGGCUGCAGUGUACCACCGGCAGCUGUUUGAGGAGCUGCGCCGGGCAGCACCCCUGAGCCGUGAUCCCACUGAGGUAGUCGCCAUCGGCGCUGUGGAGGCUGCUUUCAAGUGCUGUGCUGCUGCCAUCAUUGUCCUGACCACAACUGGCCGCUCAGCCCAACUUCUGUCUCGGUACCGACCUCGGGCAGCAGUCAUUGCUGUCACCCGCUCCGCUCAGGUUGCCCGCCAGGCCCACCUAUGCCGAGGAGUCUUCCCCUUGCUCUACCAUGAACCUCCAGAGGCCAUCUGGGCAGACGAUGUGGAUCGCCGAGUCCAAUUUGGCAUUGAAAGUGGAAAACUCCGUGGUUUCCUCCAUGUCGGGGACCUGGUGAUUGUGGUGACAGGCUGGCGGCCUGGCUCUGGCUAUACCAACAUCAUGCGGGUGCUGAGCAUAUCCUGAGAUGCCCCUCCCCCUCUGACCCAGCCAGCCCUGGAUCCCAUCCCUUCUACCCACUCCCUCCACCUCACACCCCUCCUACAGCCCCAUAUCUAAGUCUUGUCUACCCCCAGUUCUCCCUACCCAAGGCCACAUCUGCCAUCUAACCCCAUUCCAGGGCGCCCCUUCCCCCUCUCCAUUUCACACAGGCCCUGAAAGUCUGUGUCCAAUUAAGCACUGGCCAUCCAGCUGCACCAACUGUAGAUUCCCUGCACCCAAUGCUCUCAGCUGAGCCCUAAGAUGCUCUGAGCCUUUAAUCUCAGCUAAACUGGUUAAUUCUAUUCCCCCAGGCUUCCCACGCCUGGCGGGAGGGGGGGAGAGGGGAAUGGAGUGAUCCUGUCCACAGUCCCCACAAAAUCACUACUUUAAAAAUAUCCCAUUUCCAGGCAGUCUGACGUUCUCAUACGUGGCCCUCAUGCUAAACUGCGCAUCUCCCAAGGAGUGCCACCUCUUCCUUCGUUGUGACUAACAGUGACAUCAAAGCACCCCCCUUUUGGGAAAGCCAGGGUAGACGUACCCUGGGAGAGCCGAGAGUGGGGGACUCAUCUUGUCACUAUCUUUACAGCCUCUGCUGGGCCUGCAGGCCACUCCCCGAUUGCCGUCAUGCCCACCUCAUGCCUCGCUGGGUUGGACACCCUGCUCCCUCCCCCUGCACCCAGAAAUUCCUUCGUGCCCACUUUGUUCCACACACACACCAGGAGCCAAAUGAGUGUCUCUCUUUUCUUUUUAAACCCAGCUGUUUGGAAGCAAUUAUAAAACUUCUCCCACACAACCAGAACCCCAGAACUCCUCACCCAGGAGAAAAGGAGAUUUAGGAUCCCGGCCCCACGUUCUCUGAUGCUGUGGAGUAGGUGUGGGGACAGAGGGUGUGGUAAGGGAUUUCUCUUGUCCCUGAGAAGGCAGAGGUGCUGGCUGGCCUGCCUUUCCCCAGGCUUGGAUAGCUCGGGCCCUCCUGAACCACCAGCAAACUCAGUAGGGAAAAAAAAACCCUAAAAGUAAAAACAGUCCUGCUCCCCCUCUUGGGGGGCCCGUCCUACCCCUACCCAGAUAGGGAGAGGAUUCCAAUACUGCUGCCAAUGGAAAUGGGCAAGGAGCACAAGAGCUGGCAUGGUGGGGCCCUGUGCCUUCCUAUCUCCUUACCAGGAGGGGAGGGGAGGGAUGAAUAAAGGAAUGAGUGAAUAAGAUGAAUGGAUA
Messenger RNA from Equus quagga, 2985 nucleotides. It is a transcript of the gene PKLR, whose product is annotated as pyruvate kinase L/R. Gene Ontology annotation, biological process: glycolytic process; cellular response to insulin stimulus. The transcript has 11 exons. Gene Ontology annotation, cellular component: cytoplasm. Bases 124 to 1755 code for a protein of 543 amino acids. Lineage: Eukaryota; Metazoa; Chordata; Mammalia; Perissodactyla; Equidae. Gene Ontology annotation, molecular function: magnesium ion binding; pyruvate kinase activity; potassium ion binding. The record is from RefSeq and is a predicted model, not a curated record.